Messenger RNA from Bipolaris zeicola 26-R-13, 456 nucleotides. RefSeq lists its product as uncharacterized. The record is from RefSeq and is a predicted model, not a curated record. The transcript has a single exon. Lineage: Eukaryota; Fungi; Ascomycota; Dothideomycetes; Pleosporales; Pleosporaceae. The annotation marks the transcript as partial.
AGAGGAAUAAUAGACGGGCUAAAACUCAUGGAAUUGGAUAAUGCUUCUACUGUCCAGGGAUACACUAUCUUCCACUCAAGGCUGGACGGUAGUUUUGCCCAGGGGACACUCGUAACCCUGUGCACCACCACAAUACCUGCUAGACUACGACUUGGAUACACAAACAAUAGCGAAUACCCGCCGUCAUAUAUUUUCGGACUCAUUUUCUUGCUGUGCACACACCACAUGUCUGGUUACAGUCCACUUUCAUUCUUCCAGAUUCACUUUUUGGCCAGGGGUUUCCAGGGAAUAUAUCCAGCUCAAGUCCGCUACUUAAUCAAGCAUAGCGUCUGGCCAGUGAAAGCACCAUGGAAAAGUUGUCCAAUUCACUCUAACAAAAUCAUAGGAUCGGUACUUUUACGGACAACAAUAACGCGUCUGCCUGGCCAAGAGAGUGAAAGCUACACGGAUGCCUGA